AUUUUUACUCAAUUCAAUUGUUUUAUCGCCAUCACCAUUACCCGUCCAAGCAAAAGAAAGCAGCAACUUAAAGUUGCUAGAGCCAAGAAGCAUGCAUAUGUCAUAAAGGAGUUAGAUUAUGAAAACCUGAAUGACCAUAUUUGGUCAGACAAGGACAUUGAUGAGAGAGCUUCUGAUUACUUUGCUGUGUUAUUAACAGCUGAAUUAAAGAAGGCCGCACAAAAUACUCAAUCUAUCACUGCCUACUUUGCCUCUACUUUGAUGCAUUCUAAUGUUGCCUCUGCUUCAACGUCCACUUGCGAAUUAUCAACAGAAUUAUUUGCAUCAAUGGAAGUUGAACCAAUGGAAGUGGAACCGGAACCAAUGGAAAUGGAAUUAACAGAGGUGAGAUCAAUGGAUGUAGAAUCAGCAGAAUUGGGGUUAACAGAGGUGGAAUCAGAUGUAUCAGUGAAAAUUGAUGAGAAAACAAAAAUGAGGCUAGCAAUUGAGGAAUUAGAUGGGAUGUUAAAAAAGGAUAACAAUCAAAUGGAUAAAGGUGUAAGGGUUCGUUUGCAAGCAUCAUUGCAAUAUUUACGAUUAAAAUACUACCACGGUCAGAACAAAAUAAAUGCAAGCACGACAAUUGCUAGUUCAUUAGGGUGGGAGAUUAUAAG
This is a messenger RNA of Racocetra fulgida, 653 nucleotides long. NCBI's taxonomy places the organism in Eukaryota, Fungi, Glomeromycota, Glomeromycetes, Diversisporales, Gigasporaceae. The record is from the annotation of a GenBank genome assembly.